AUGGAUGCAACAAUUAGAGUGCACAGAGCCAAAGUGGCUAAUAGGAGCAUCAAUUCCAACAUGCCCAAUAUGCACUACCAUUCAUUGCCGAAGCAAAUUUCGGGACAUCCUUAUCCGAACCCACUUGUUGGUCACGAGGUUAACUUGAACCAAGAGUACCAAGUGGGAGAUAAUCCUCCCCUCGGUCUACUCCCACUCCAUUAUUGUCAGAUUGAAGAUACUGCAGCACAUGAUGUGCUCGCGUCUCGAGCUCGGUUAAUGGCAAUUCAUUGGUUCUACAAUGAGCCGAUGCUCUUCAUUACCCCCAAUGCCAACGCGAGUAGAUGCAUUCAGGGAUGGCGAACCAUUCGGGCUUAUCUCAAGAAUUGA
Striga hermonthica is the source of this 369-nucleotide messenger RNA. The record is from the annotation of a GenBank genome assembly. Lineage: Eukaryota; Viridiplantae; Streptophyta; Magnoliopsida; Lamiales; Orobanchaceae.